Messenger RNA from Dipodomys ordii (Ord's kangaroo rat), 1804 nucleotides. It is a transcript of the gene Wrap53, whose product is annotated as WD repeat containing, antisense to TP53. Gene Ontology annotation, molecular function: RNA binding; protein binding. The record is from RefSeq and is a predicted model, not a curated record. The transcript has 10 exons. Gene Ontology annotation, cellular component: Cajal body. NCBI's taxonomy places the organism in Eukaryota, Metazoa, Chordata, Mammalia, Rodentia, Heteromyidae. Gene Ontology annotation, biological process: Cajal body organization. The coding region runs from base 165 to 1787 and encodes 540 amino acids.
UGGUGCUUUCGGGGUUCCGCUCUCCUCUUCGGGAUCGUCUGCCUCCUUCCGGAAGAGGGAAGAAGGCGCAGGUGGAUCUCUGGUUCUCGGUCCGGAUCCUUGAGAACUUUGAAACCUUCCUGGUCGGGAAAGCAGGUUGCCGGGCCGAGGCCAAUGUUUGCAGCAUGAAGACGUCAGAGGAGCAGCUGUUGGUUCCGGACAGCCUGUCUUCAGACCCGGGUCCCGAUCCAGCGCCUCUCCCUCCCCAGGCUUCCCCGAGGGGUAAAAACACAGACCCAGAACGGACGCCACCGCCACCGGAUGGGGAUGGACAGCCUGGGAUGUCCCCAGAUCCCGUGGCUGCCUUAGCCGUGUCUCCGGAGCUGUGGGAGGAGGACGCGGUUUCUCUCCCCGCUCCUCCGGUCGCAGAGUUUAGUACUCUUGAUAAGUCGAGCCCUCGAACCGAGGAGCAGGAACUUUCUGAACAUGCAAGCCUUCCUGCAGAAGAAACGGACCGGCCAGAGGUGGAGACUGAAGAAGCCCUGGAAGAUGUAGUUGAGGAACCCACUGCAUUCGAGGAGGGAGACACCAUUUGGAACUACAGCUUCUGCCACCCACCUCGGUUUCUCAGUGGUUCCUGGUCUGAGUUCAGUGCCCAACCUGAGAACUUCUUGAAAGGAUGUAAAUGGGCCCCCGAUGGUUCCUGCAUCUUGACCAAUAGUGCUGAUAACAUCCUGCGGAUUUACAACCUACCACCAGAGCUGUACCAUGAGGGGAAACAGGUGGAAUAUGCAGAAAUGGCCCCUGUCCUUCGAAUGAUGGAGGGAGACACUAUCUAUGAUUACUGCUGGUAUUCUCUGAUGUCCUCAGCCCAGCCAGACACCUCCUAUGUGGCCAGCAGCAGUCGGGAGAACCCAAUCCAUAUCUGGGAUGCAUUCACUGGAGAGCUCCGCGCUUCCUUUCGCGCCUACAACCACCUGGAUGAGCUGACAGCAGCCCAUUCACUCUGCUUCUCCCCGGAUGGCUCCCACCUCUUCUGUGGCUUCAACAGAACGGUGCGGAUUUUCUCCACGUCAAGGCCCGGUCGAGACUGUGAGGUGCGGGCCACGUUUGCAAAAAAGCAAGGCCAGAGUGGCAUCAUCUCCUGCAUAGCCUUCAGCCCAGCCCAGCCCCUUUAUGCCUGUGGCUCCUACAGUUGCUCUCUGGGCCUGUAUGCCCGGGAGGAUGGCACCCCUCUAGCCUUGUUCGGAGGGCACCAAGGGGGCAUCACUCACCUCUGCUUUCACCCUGAUGGCAACCGCUUCUUCUCGGGAGCCCGAAAGGAUGCUGAGCUGCUUUGCUGGGAUCUCCGGCAGCCUGGCCACCCGCUGUGGUCUUUGAAUAGGGAGGUAACCACCAAUCAGCGGAUCUACUUCGAUCUGGACCCGAGCGGGCAGUUCCUAGUGAGCGGCGGUACCAAUGGGGUCGUCUCCGUUUGGGACAUCAGUGGGUCCUGUGAUAAUGGGAAGCCAGAGCCCGUGCUGAGUUUUGUGCCCCAGCAAGACUGUACCAACGGAGUGAGCCUGCACCCUAGCCUGCCGCUGCUGGCCACUGCUUCCGGUCAACGUGUGUUUCCUGAGCCUACCGCCAGUGAGGAUGAAGGGGAGCAGGAUCCGGACCUUCCCCUGCUCUCCCUGCGCCAUAGUCACCUUGAAUGUCAGCUGCAGCUCUGGUGGUGUGGGAGAGGGCCAGAUCCCAGCUGCCCUGAUGAGGACCAGGGCCAGAAGGAACCAGGAGGGACAGAAGGCAGUGGGGAUGAGCUUAUAUAAAAAGGUUUUAUGUGAUA